CAGGGAGUCUGGUACCGAUAGUAUACAAACUUUACCUCGCAUUUAACGGAGAACUCUGUGUUGGUGGGUUUUGAUGGUAUUUCGAUCAUGGCACGUCGUAAGUUCUGUGCAAAGAAUUCUGAUCCAAUGGACCAGUGGCUGGAGUCACAUGGAUUUUAUCGCAAGCACACAGCAAGAGAUGGAUCUUGUUUAUUUAGAGCAGUUUCAGAACAGAUUUUCUUCACACAGGCUGCUCAUAAAAUAGUCCGUAAACAUUGUACGGAUUAUAUGUUAAGACAAAGGAUGAAAUUCAGUAAGUUUGUAGACGGUUCGUUUGAUGACUAUGUGAAAAAAAUUCGAAAUGUGAAUGAAGCUGGUGGUACUUUGGAAUUGCAGGCAAUUGCAGAAUUUUACCGAGUUUUGGUGGUGGUUGUUGGGAUGUUUAAGGGGGACUAA
Molecule: messenger RNA, 435 nt
Organism: Schistocerca gregaria
Lineage: Eukaryota; Metazoa; Arthropoda; Insecta; Orthoptera; Acrididae
Product: OTU domain-containing protein 5-B-like
Exons: 5
Coding region: 88-435 (115 amino acids)
Biological process (GO): protein deubiquitination
Molecular function (GO): cysteine-type deubiquitinase activity
Source: RefSeq, a predicted model, not a curated record